Messenger RNA from Misgurnus anguillicaudatus (oriental weatherfish), 2048 nucleotides. The record is from RefSeq and is a predicted model, not a curated record. NCBI's taxonomy places the organism in Eukaryota, Metazoa, Chordata, Actinopteri, Cypriniformes, Cobitidae.
GUUUUGAAACUGGACUGUUUGGUACGGUGGCCGACAGGGGUCGCUGCACUGCAACAAAAGAAAACACAUGCAAAUAGAAAAAACACCAGCAAAUAAAGAAAACAUCUUCAUCAGUUUGACAACACAUGCGCUGCAAAAACUCGCAACACAUCCAAAUUCAGAAAACACGUUGCAAAUUCUUAAAACACAAACAAAAACAGAAACGCGUUCCAAAACUCACAACACGAACAAUAACACAAAAGCGCUGCAAGUUCUAAAAAAACACGACCAAUAACAGAAACGCGCUGCAAGCGGAUCAAACGACAACGGAAGUGUUUCAGGGGGGACGCAAAAAGUGAUGCACCAGUCUGGGAAAUGUUUCCGGUUUACGUUCAAUUCGUCCAUGGAGCUCUCUACGUCGAUCAAAUAUCAGAAUGUAUUGUCCAUUCUGUGGCUUCAAAUGGCCAGACUUGCCCAAAUUUUGCUGUUCAUGUGGGCGAAAUGUAGCAUUUGUAACGGAGAACACAGCUAAAACUGCGGGUGAUGACCAGGGGUCAUGUGAACCUCUGCCCAAAGUGACUGAUACUUGUGGCAUUCCAGCUACAGUGACUGAAACACGUACCAUUCCAGCAAAUUCAUCUGUUCUCCAGUUCAUGAAAUACAGACAAUUAAAAGAAACUGAAAGGAGAACAUUCUCUAGAAGUAAAAAGAAAUUAAAGAAAACAGUGAGGGUUUCUGUUGGGGUCAUGAGUAAGAAAAGGCAUGACUUCAAGCCCAUAAGAGGGAAAAACCUGCCUUUAAAUGUUGAACCUGAGUGGUCCUCUGAGCAACUUUUGGCAGCUGCCAUUAAAAAACUAAAGGACUUCAAUCAAGACAUGGAAGAUGGAGAAUAUGUCUUGCUUUAUCCUGAUGGCUCUCAGAUAAAAAAUAUCCCUGGGACUGACACACCCUUUACCAUUGGUCAAUACAAAGAGGCUAUUGGAAAAGCUUAUCAAAGGAUCACAUUUUACAUCUGCACACUUAAGGCUUUUUUGUCAAAGGGUUAUGGAGAAGACUCGUUUUCAGAAGAUGAGGAUGAUGAAGUUGUUGUUAAUGUUCCACCCAAUAGGUCACCUCUUUCUGACACAGUGCUUUGGUCAAGUCCUGAAAGCAGUACACCAGAGCCUAGACAUUGGUCAACUGCAACUUCUGAGCCAUCAACAUCCCAGUCAUGUAAUGAGCAAGGGCUGCAUCCCAAAAGUGCAACAACAUCCCAACAGGCCAAGAGUACAACAAGACUCCAACAGGCAACCACCCCAGUGGAUCAUUUCACAUCAAGUGACUUUUACGAUACAUAUACCAACAUCUACGCACCUGUUAUUAUUGACAGCAGUUCAUCAGAUCUUGAGGAAGUAGAAAAAUAUCAAGAGAAAGAGAAAGACAGUGAUGGACAAGAUGGACUGACAGCUGCAGACAUAGUGUCAAAUCUGUCACAUAAGCUUAACACAACAUCCUGUAGCAGAUUUAACAUUAAUCGGGCCAAUGUCUGGGAUGGUGCCUUAAGAGGUUUCAGGCGCUGCUCAUUUGAUCCCGCCUGCAGCAUGUUGGUGAAAUUUACAAAUGAUGCUGGCCUGAUGGAAGAGGCUUUGGACAGUGGUGGGCCGACUCGAGAAUUUUUAACUCUGUUGAUGGAUGCCAUCAAAACGAGAAGAGUAUUUGAAGGCAAAGACAAUGCCAAAUACCUCUCAUAUGAUAGUAAAGCUGCAGAAGACAAUGAGUAUUUCCACAUUGGGAGAAUGAUCGCAGUAUCCAUUGUCCAUGGAGGCCCAGGCCCUGCUUGUCUUUCCCUCAACUUUUUCCUUUACCUAAUUGGUAAAGUAAAGACAGUUGAUGCCCCAAUUGAGGAUAUACCUGAUGAUGAGGUCAAGAAGGCCCUCCUUGAGGUAAUUUUCUUUAUAUGGGAAUCUAAAUAAUAAAAAAUAUUUUGUCAGCAUCUUACCCAAAACUAUCAAUAAUAUUGAUACUUUAAUAGCUGUACAAAGAGUAUGUUUAAAUGGAUAGUUCACCCAAAAAUAAAAAUUAUGUCAUAA